Aureobasidium melanogenum CBS 110374 is the source of this 1107-nucleotide messenger RNA. RefSeq lists its product as uncharacterized. The transcript has 2 exons. The record is from RefSeq and is a predicted model, not a curated record. NCBI's taxonomy places the organism in Eukaryota, Fungi, Ascomycota, Dothideomycetes, Dothideales, Saccotheciaceae. Bases 1 to 1107 code for a protein of 368 amino acids.
AUGUCUAACGAAUAUCUGGCAACUCCCAAGCCAGCUCCUGAGCUCGCCAUACCACAAUCAGACAAGUUCGUCAAAGUAUCCAUCAUUGACAGUACAUCAUAUGUCGACUUGCCCAUUGAAAUGCUUGUGAAGCCUGAAUACAAGGGCCAAACCCGCUUGACCGGUCCUACCUUCUCCUUUCUCAUCGAACACGACUCUGGCAAGCGCCUCGUGUUCGACCUGGGAAUCCGUAAAGAUGUCGAUAACAUGCCACCAUCUCUUGUGAAUGACUUCAAAUCAAAGGGCUGGACUGUAAAAGCUGAGAAGAACACUGCAGAUAUCCUGCAGGAAGCAGGUUUCGAUAUCCAAGGUGGUGUUAUCGACGGUGUGAUUUAUUCUCACCAUCACUUUGACCAUGUUGGAGAUAUGACAACCUUCCCUUCAUCGACGCAGCUUAUCGUUGGACCUGGUUUCAAGGCUGCUCAUCUACCUGGGUACCCUAUCAACAAGGACUCUCCUAAUCUACAGAGCGACUUUGAGGGCCGUGAUGUGCGAGAGGUGGAUAUUAAGCGUGAAGGAGCUGGGCUGAAGAUUGGACGCUUCUAUGCUUACGACUAUUUUGGAGAUGGCUCAUUCUACCUUCUGGAUACGCCUGGCCAUACGGUUGGACACAUGUGUGGUUUGGCCCGCACUACUGCACCAUUGGACAAGGAAGCGACAUUUGUGAUGAUGGGUGCCGAUGCUUGCCAUCAUGCCGGAGAGUUCAGACCUUCCCAAUACCAGCCUCUUCCGACAGAAAUCUCGCCUUCGCCAAAGCCGCUACCUCAACCUGUUUGUCCUGGUCACCUCUUGCAGGAGGUACAUUGCAACAAGAGCGCAAACGAGCCUUACUACGAGGCCACAGAGGGCUUUUGCCAUAACCUCGAAACGAAUCACUGGACUGUAGAGGGCAUGCAGGAGUUUGAUGCUUCAGAUGACAUUCUCUUGAUCAUAGCGCAUGACGCAAGUUUGUUGGGAGCUCUUGACUUCUUCCCUGACUCGUUGAAUCACUGGCGAGAAAAGGAUCUGGAUGCAAAGACGAGAUGGAGAUUCCUUGGUGGCUUCAGUGAGGCAAUUGGUAAGCAGUAA